CGUACUGAAUGUUCGAUUAGCCACCGAUUCAUACUUAUCAUAAUGUGCCUCAUAUCCAAAUGUUUCAAGUGAUACCGUUUUCUAAGCUACAAGUAUCCCUUCAACGAUCUUGGUCAACAUUUAUUACUCAAGAUCAUAUCAAGGAUCAAGUUAAAAGUGUGGGAAAAGGGUCUACUAGUUCUAAAACGAGGUGAAAAUUUAAAUGAUUAAUGGGUCGUUGUAAAAAAAAAUUAUAACAUUUAGUGUAGGAUAAAAAGGGGAUGCGUUGGUGAAAUGGUGAAAAUACUAUGCUCGGUGGUGCACGACGAACUGAUUAGCUAAUAUCCUGACUUUCCAAUUGCACUCUGUUUCCCGUUAGAAUGAGAAACGAUUUCGAGAAACGUCGACGAUUUUUUCAAUCCAUUUGAAUGCUUUUUGGGUUUAUUUAAAAAAUGUCAAAGAUGACGUUCGUAAGAAGAGUGAUCGCUAUGCUGAUUAUCUGUUUACUCGUGCAAAGGAGUUCAAACAAAUAUUUGGAGGGUAUAAACGUGAACUUAGGAGAUGCCAUGCAAUUUCUUAGAGAAUAUGACAGUGAAGCUUCUGCGAUGUGUACAAGAGUAACGACGGCACAGUGGAACUUCGCGACAAAUGUCACCGAAGUAAAUCGUCGAAAAAUGAUAGAAGAACAGGCCUUGAAAUUGAAAUUUGAUCGAAUUUCGUGGCGGAAAGCCGUCAGUUUCGCUUGGAGCCGAAUCGGAGAUCCUUUCGCAAAAAGGGAACUGAAAAUGAUUGCUAUAAGAGGUCGAAAUUCCUUGACUGACGACAAAUUCAACGAGUUACACAGUCUUAUUUUGGAGAUGAAAGAAAUAUACGCAAGAACCAGAUUGUGCCCUUAUAGAACAAUAGAUGCAAAUUGUAAUUUAAGUUUAGAUCAUGAUAUUAACAAAGUAAUGGCAAAGUCAAAAGACUACGAUGAACUGUUAUAUUACUGGCAUGCUUGGCACGAAGCUACUGGUCCUCAGCUGAAGAAUAAAUAUAUGAGAUACAUUCAGUUGGCAAAUCAAGCUGCCAGGCUAAACGGUUUCGAUGAUGCUGGAGAUCAAAUGAGGGAGCUCUUUGAAGAUGAACAUUUCCAACAAAAUACAGCAGAUGUAAUGUCAGCAGUCAUGCCGUUGUACAAAAAUUUGUUUACCUACGUGAGAACGAAAUUAUUCGAACGAUACGGCGAUAAAAUUAGAAGGGAUGGUCCGCUUCCUGCACAUAUCUUAGGUAAUAUGUGGGCUCAAACUUGGGAGGAUCUUUUCGAUGUGGUACAACCGUUCCCAGCAAGUAAAAGGCUCGACGUUACUUUGGAGAUGAUGAUUCAAAGUUUCACGCCUUUAAGGAUGUUCCAAAUAUCAGAGGAAUUCUUCACUUCUCUUGGAAUGAAACCGAUGCCACCCGAAUUCUGGAGAUUCUCCAUGUUCGAGAAACCCAUCGACAGGGAAGUGAAAUGUACUCCCAGUGCUUGGGAUUUUUGUAAUCGGAUUGAUUACAGAAUAAAACAGUGCACCAGAGUCGUGAUGGAGGAUCUAUUAUCAACGCAUCACGAGAUCGCACGAUUACAGUAUUAUUUACAGUACAGAGAUCAACCACUAUUAUUUAGAAAUGAACCAAUUCCAGGAUUUUUUGAAGCUGUCAGCGAUGCCAUUGAACUUUCCGUUUUUACGCCUCAACAUAUGAGUAAAAUUGGGUUGUACGAUAAUUCUACAGAUGAUUAUGGGAGCGACAUCAACUUUUUAAUGCUAAUGGCUCUGCGUAAAAUUGCCUACCUACCGUUUGCUUACAUAGUUGACGAGUGGAGGUGGCGUAUAUUCAGCGACGGUGUGACGGAUAUGACAAACAAGUGGUGGGAGUUAAGGUUGCAAUAUCAAGGAAUUGUGCCUCCAGUGCCGCGAUCCGAACGGGAUUUUGAUCCUGGCUCGAAGUAUCACAUCCCGGCUGAUGCCCUCUACGCCAAGUAUUUCGUCGGUAUUGUCAUGCAAUUUCAAUUGUUCGAGGCUCUGUGCGAAAUAGCUGGCCACACUGGCAAUCUACAUAACUGCGAUUUCUAUAGAUCUCGAGAAACCGGGAGGCUAUUAUCUGACGUAUUGUCCAUCGGCUCUUCUAGACCUUGGAAAGAUGUUGUUAAACAAAUGACAAGAGGUAAGACGAAUAUGAUGGACGCAGGAGCGAUAUUGAGGUAUUUCGAGCCUCUGAAUCAGUGGUUGAAACGGCAAAAUGAAAUGGAACCAGUUGUUGGUUGGAUCACGAAUCGUGACGAUGCGGCGUUAUUUUUUCACUGGUACCAAAGUGGCGCUCGGAAAGAGGCAUCCUACUUGUUCUUCCUAUUGACUUUAAUAGUUACACAGAUCAUAAUGCAGUAAUUGAGAGUGUAGAUUUGUUAAUGCUUAAUUACAAAUGACAUGAAUAAAAGAAUAAGAGGUAGAACUAGAAAA
This is a messenger RNA of Ceratina calcarata, 2456 nucleotides long. Its product is annotated as angiotensin-converting enzyme. Gene Ontology annotation, biological process: proteolysis. Gene Ontology annotation, molecular function: metallopeptidase activity; peptidyl-dipeptidase activity. Gene Ontology annotation, cellular component: plasma membrane. Lineage: Eukaryota; Metazoa; Arthropoda; Insecta; Hymenoptera; Apidae. The record is from RefSeq and is a predicted model, not a curated record.